GUGAAGACCCGAAAAAAGAGGGGAAAAAAGAAAAAAGGAAAAAAAAAAAGAAAAAAAGAAAAAAAAAAAAAGAGAGAAGAAGAAGAAGAGAAAAUCAGAAAAAUGGAGGAGAUAAAGAUAUGGGGACAUCUCUUCCACAUUUACCCUUCACUUAAAGCCAAUCCACAUAUCUCUCUUUCGAGAGACUUCUUCUUCUUCUUCUUCUCCUCCUCAACUCCAUUAUCUAAUUCUAGGGUUUUUCUCUCCUUCCGUCUUCCCGCGUCUCUUUCUGUCUCCCGCCGCCUGCUUUUCGUUUUGAGUUUAUUGAAGCAUUAACUGAGAAGAAGGUUUUAGAGGUAUGUGGUUUAGUGUAGUAUGGUUUCAGUUGUCCAUAUCACUCUAACUUGACUGAUUUCUGAGAGAAUGGUUGGUGCUUUCAUUGGUUUUGUGACAAUGUUUUUCUUGUGUAUGGUUGGUUUGUCCUGAGAUUUGAUGAUAAUGGAGGCCGCUCAAGGUUCUGCUUCUACUUUAGCUGGUUUCAAAGGUAGGAGAAGGAGAAGUGCUCUGCCUCGUCGACCACGCCAUAUAAAAGAGAGCUUGCAUAGUUUCACCUUUUUGCCACCCUCAAGCACAGCUCUUAGCAAUGAACCUAACCCAAAUGUUAGGAACACCAAUAGUCUCUGUGGGUCUGUGACUGAGAACCCACUGAAACUGAAGCUUAAGCUUGGUGGUGUUACACGUACGAUCCAAACCAACUCUGAGGCGGGUGCUUACACCGAUACUUUGGAUGACGGACAAAAGCCAUUAAAAAAUAAGGUAAAAGGCAAUGGACUAGAGCGCAGACAUGGUCAGAAAACACUGUUUUUGAAGGAGAUCCAUCAAUCUAGAGGAUAUACCUCUGAGACUGUGAAUGGUGCAUCCAUGUCCGAGAAGAGCAAACGUGGUCUUAAGAAACGCGUAUUGGAUCCAGAACCAGACAGUGAUGAUGAUGAUGGAGAUGAGGAAAUCAGAUACCUCGAGAAGUUAAAGUCUAAAAGGGUCAGGGACCCUCAGGAAGGUAAAGAGAGUGAAGGAAGCAAAAGGUUACACAGCAAUGGUCAUGGCAUGGAAGACAGAGAACAAUUCUCAUCUGGAAAACUUGCUGUGUCUGAAAGGAAAAAACCGAGGAUGGGAAUGGUUGAUUCGCUCCCGGCAGGAGCAAGUGGACAAAUUCCUACAACACGUACCCGUGCUCUCCAAUCAGGAAAAGAUCCAUAUUCUGUCAUCGGAUCUAGACCUCUUGAAUUCCCUGACGGCUUACCUUGCCCCUCAUCUAGAAGACAAAAACAGAAGCUUUCUGAUGUAGAACAACAAUCCAAGAAGGCCGAAGCUGCACAGAGACGGCGAAUGCAGUCUGAGAAGGCUGCCCAAGAAGCCGAGGCUGAAGCUAUCAGGAAAAUUCUCGGACAAGAUUCUGGAAGGAAGAAAAAAGAGGAGAAGAUAAAAAAACAGCAGGAAGAACGAGCUCAGGAAAGAGCUGCAAGAUCAAGCACACUCGCAUCAAACACUAUCAGAUUGGUGAUCGGUCCAAGCGGAACAACAAUGACAUUUUCUGAAGACAUUGGUCUUCCAGAUAUCUUCAAGCCGAUCACGUACGGUUAUCCUCCACCACGGGAGAAAUGUGUGGGACCAAAUUGCGAGAAAGAGUACAAGUACAGGGAUUCAAAGACGAAGCUACCAUUAUGCAGUCUCGGAUGUUACAAGGCCAUUUAAGAGAAGAUGGAACAACCACUGAUUCAUUGCUAAUUGCUUUAUAGAUUUCCUAUAUAUUUAACAUGUAGUAGUUGUUUCUUAACAUGAACCACCUUUGUUCAACUCUUCUUCAAUGGAAAUUUUGGUUGCUGAGCCCAUAAGAAUCGAA
Capsella rubella is the source of this 1879-nucleotide messenger RNA. RefSeq names its product INO80 complex subunit B. Gene Ontology annotation, cellular component: Ino80 complex. The coding region runs from base 472 to 1731 and encodes 419 amino acids. The transcript has 7 exons. Gene Ontology annotation, biological process: chromatin remodeling. Lineage: Eukaryota; Viridiplantae; Streptophyta; Magnoliopsida; Brassicales; Brassicaceae. The record is from RefSeq and is a predicted model, not a curated record.